CGGCGAGAAGCACCUCUAAUGGCUUUAUCUCCGUCGUCUCCUCCAUGUCUCAGAUCUCUUUCGCCUUCUUUUUCUCGCCAAAUUGGCUUCCUUGUUCCACGCGUACAGUCUCUAGUCUUUGGUAGCGUCCGGAAGCAUGAGUUGCGGAGGCCGAGCGCACUCAGGGAAUGGCGGGAGUACGAAGAUGCUGUGAAGAGAAAAGAUCUCGCCGGGGCUCUUAGAUUCCUCAAAUCUAUUGAAAAUGAUGAACAGCGUGAUUCGGUUGAAUCUAUUGUCACGGCUAAGUUAAGCGGCUUGGGAGCUCUUGAAUUGGAGAGGGAUUGGCAAGUUUUAGAUGCGUGUUUGAAUGCAGAUGAUAUGAGACUUGUUGGAAGUGCGUUUAGGUUUCUUAAGGAGAGAGGUCUUUUGGCCAACUUCGGCAAAUUCACCAGUAUUGUUUUGGAAGGAACAAGAGAGGUAACACCUACUGUCCUGAAGUCUGCAACUGGCUUGGAAGUGACUAAACUUUCACCGAAGAAGUGGGGACUUUCUGGUGGUUCUAGCAUUGCUCUGGCUGCUUUGCUGGGUGGAGUCUCCUAUCUUCUUUCACAGGAGAUUGAUGUGCGGCCAAACCUUGCUGUCAUUUUGGGUCUAGCUUAUUUGGAUUCCGUUUUUCUUGGUGGUACCUGCUUAGCCCAAGUAUCAUGCUACUGGCCUCCACAUAAGCGUAGAAUCGUAGUUCACGAAGCUGGUCAUCUUCUUGUUGCAUACCUCAUGGGCUGCCCAAUCCGUGGUGUGAUAUUGGAUCCGGUUGUUGCCAUGCAAAUGGGGGUUCAAGGCCAGGCUGGAACCCAAUUCUGGGAUCAAAAGAUGGAGAGUGAGAUUGCUGAGGGACGACUUAGCGGUAGCUCAUUUGAUAGGUAUAGCAUGGUACUAUUUGCUGGUAUUGCAGCUGAAGCGCUAGUUUAUGGUGAGGCUGAGGGUGGAGAGAAUGAUGAAAAUCUGUUCAGGAGCAUCUCAGUCCUUCUGGAACCACCGUUAUCCGUAGCUCAGAUGUCGAAUCAAGCCAGGUGGUCUGUUCUACAAUCUUACAAUCUACUCAAGUGGCACAAGGCAGCACAUAGGGCCGCUGUUGAAGCUCUCCAAGUGGGAAGUCCUCUUAGCAUUGUGAUUAGAAGGAUUGAGGAAGCCAUGUCUUCAAGCAAAUGAUUGAAGCACCAGCAUUUUCUGUAAUUUAUUACUAAUACGGACAGCCCAUAAAAAAAAAACUCAUUUGGAAUGCAUGGAGACCGAAGCAGAUAAGCUCUCGGUAUCUCGGUAUAUAAACCACCUGACUGCAACUGGAAUGGCGAGAAGGGACUUGUAUCUUUGGAUCCAUGUUCAAGUAAGUUAAGGUUUUAUCCACUAAGGGAGAUGUGGAGGAUGACAAGGUUUAAACUUUAAAGGAAUAGGAGCCAAGCUUUUAAUAGCAUAAAGAAAAUGGUUGUAAAGUAGCAAUCACAUGAAAGCUGUAUAGUUGAAUUCCUGUGAAGUAAAGUUUUGGGCAUUACUAGUAGUGAUUUUCUUUCUAUCAUUCUUGUUAUUAUUUAAUGCACAUGAGAACAGAAACUGCAUUGCCAUAGAUAUAGACUGGGGAUAUACUAACAUGUCAUUACAGAACACAAUAGAAAUGGUUCCCAGCAGAGCAGAGCUACCUUACUACGAUACAACCAAACAAACGAAAGGGGAAAAGUUUUAAGACUCAUCAGGGUGUUGCUCCUGGGGCCAGUGUUGCAUCAUCCCCUGUUGUUGCAAGUAAUAGUAUGGCGGGGAACCCACCACCGAUGGUAUGGUCCCUUUGGUCACGCCUAAACCUUCUUCUUUCAGCUCGUCCCUCGGGAUUAUGUCCACAAGGAAAUCAAACACGUCGGUCCUGGAAAUGGCAGCGGCGAUGUCGUUCUUCUGCAAGGUCCUCCUCUUGUUCUCCUCGGUGUGGAUCCAAGCACGUAGAGUGAGCUCCAAAAUGAACAUCUCACAGGCCUUGGCAAAAAUCACAGGAGCCUCCGCAGAGAUCAUCCUCACAUCUUCAUCAGCUUUCAUGAUCUUCUUGAUGCGGGCUAGGGGAAGGGUGUGGUUCUUGAAAUCAGUGGUAUGCUCGAUCUCUUGCAUUUGGUUAGCCCAGAACAUCUGAAGCUGCUGCUGUUGUUGCUGCUGAUGGUGGUGGUGGAAGUGGUGAGCUUGUUGGAAUGCCAUAUGGGAAGCUGCAUUUACUGGCCCACUCUGAUAAGCAUGAGGAGGUACAUAAUCCAUCACUCCCUGUUGCUGUUGCUGUUGACCCUCUUCUGACUGCUCCAUUGCUAAGCUAUCUCUGUUAAUAUAAAAUUGUAGAUUGACAGUUAAUCCAAAGUUAAGGGAUUUAGAACCAAAGUCUAAAAAAAAUCAGAAAAAAAGAAGCGCAUGCAUGCUCGAAUUAAGCUCAGAUAUGCUGGUUUCAAAUCCGGAUUUGGGAGUCACGACCCAAGCAGAGCACGAUUCACAACAUGGACCAAAGAUGAUAACUUUUGAUCCUUUACUACGGUUUUGUCAAAGCUAAAGGAUCAAAGAAGUGAAGAAAACGAAAUUGGAGAGAGAAGUUUCCAAUAGAAACAGAAAAUGGAAGAAGAAACACAGACAUACCAGUGAGAGUGAGAUCUCGCGAAACCCUAAGAUAAAUGGGUUUGGGGCGGGUUAGCUUUUUAUCAAGCGUUUCUGGUGGUGCGUAUCUUCCGCCUAGUUGACACGUGUCGAAAAAGCGGGAGUUUUUACGUUACUUCCACCUGUAUGCUUUUCAUUGGUUAUGUUGUGUUAUUCCAGAAAUUUCUUUAUCGGACGGUUUCGAAGAAUAACGAAGAACACGUGAAGUGCGCGUGAACAAAAGUCACGUGACAUUUGCAACGUCGCGCAAACUUAUUUUCGAAGAAGCCCAUUGGACCUUGUGGGCUGUAAAU
Messenger RNA from Arabidopsis thaliana (thale cress), 2945 nucleotides. Its product is annotated as ATP-dependent zinc metalloprotease. Lineage: Eukaryota; Viridiplantae; Streptophyta; Magnoliopsida; Brassicales; Brassicaceae. The transcript is spliced from 7 exons. The record is from RefSeq and is marked reviewed. Bases 19 to 1188 code for a protein of 389 amino acids. Gene Ontology annotation, molecular function: ATP binding; ATP-dependent peptidase activity; metalloendopeptidase activity. Gene Ontology annotation, biological process: proteolysis.